Cydia pomonella (codling moth) is the source of this 2803-nucleotide messenger RNA. RefSeq names its product NADPH:adrenodoxin oxidoreductase, mitochondrial (gene dare). Bases 196 to 1605 code for a protein of 469 amino acids. Gene Ontology annotation, biological process: ubiquinone biosynthetic process. Gene Ontology annotation, cellular component: mitochondrion. NCBI's taxonomy places the organism in Eukaryota, Metazoa, Arthropoda, Insecta, Lepidoptera, Tortricidae. The transcript has 2 exons. The record is from RefSeq and is a predicted model, not a curated record.
CGCAUAGUGAUCGUAUAAAAAUGUUCACGGCUAAAGGUAUUUUGUUGCUAGGCUAAGUUAAAGUGUAGCAAAUACAGAAAGGAGUUAUUUUACUUUACUUAUUAGGAACUUUAAUGUGAAUAUAAAUAUGUAGAAAGUAGGAGGAUUUGGACACAUACCUGAUUUUACUGACAAUUAAGAAUUUUCUGCUUAAAAAUGAGUACCAAACUAAGAAUUUUUACAAGGAUGAUUUCCUCCGGUACGAGAGUGCCCCAUGUUUGCAUUGUUGGAGCGGGCCCCGCCGGUUUCUACGCGGCGAUGCGCCUGACCAAGAAACUUGCCAACGUCCAAGUUGAUAUCAUCGAGAAACUGCCUGUGCCCUUCGGACUAAUCAGGUAUGGAGUCGCCCCUGACCAUCCAGAGGUCAAAAACGUCAUUAACCAGUUCACAAAAGUCGCCCAACAGGACAACGUGAAUUUUUAUGGAAAUAUUACAUUAGGUAAAGAUGUAACAUUGCCUCAAUUAAGACAAAAUUAUGACGCUGUUUUAUUGACGUAUGGUGCUGAAGAAGAUAAGGUGUUGGGUAUUCAAAAUGAGGAUGCUAAUAAUGUGAUUGCAGCAAGGAAUUUUGUUGGAUGGUACAACGGACUUCCCAGUGAUAGGAACCUUCAAGUAGACUUAUCUAAUGAGACUGCUGCUAUCCUCGGACAGGGCAAUGUUGCACUAGAUGUUGCUAGAAUACUGCUGUCACCAAUAGAAGAGUUAAAGAAAACAGACAUAACACAACAUGCACUUGAUGCUUUAGCUGAAUCUAAGAUCAAAAACCUAUAUUUGAUUGGACGUAGAGGUCCUUUGCAAGUAGCUUUUACAAUUAAAGAAUUACGAGAGCAGCUUAAGAUGAAGGAUUGUAGCACAAUUUGGAGAGAGAGUGACUUUGUAGGAGUUGCAGAUGUGGUAGCCAGUCUUCCUCGUCCACGUAAACGUCUGACGGAGCUUAUGUUAAAAUCAUUAGAAGAAAACAAAUUAAAGAAAGAAGACACAAAUAGUAAGAGAUUAUAUCCUAUAUUUUUACGAAGCCCUAAUAAGUUUAUAACUGAUAAAGAUAAUGUAUUAAAAGGAAUAGAAUUGUUUGAAAAUAGAUUAUAUGGAAAUGGAACAAAUGUUGAGGAGCAAAAGUGUGUUUCUACUAAUGAAAAGGAGUUGCUAGAUUGCGGUUUAGCUUUUAGAAGUAUUGGGUACAAGAGUGUGAGUGUUGAUGAGGAUUUAGAGUUGCUUCCUCAAGGAAUGGUGAAUAAUGAUAAUGGAAGAAUUUUGGAUGCCCAUCCUAGGCUAGCAAAAAUGUAUGUUGCCGGAUGGCUUGGAACCGGGCCUGUUGGCGUAAUACUUCACACCAUGGGCAAUGCAUUUCAAGUUGCUAACACAAUGUGUGAAGAUAUUAGCAAGUUAGAGAAUAGCAGAUCAAGGGGUGGAUUUAAUGAACUUAAAAAAAUAUUGAGAAAUGAAAUAGUUGAUUGGGAAGGCUGGAACAAAAUUGAUCAAUAUGAGAUAGAGCAGGGCAAAAAAGUGGGAAAACCAAGGGAGAAAAUUUGUGAUGUUGCAAAAAUGGUGGAAAUUGCUUAUUCUUGAAAAUUGUAUAGAUUAUUUGUAUAUAAUGAAUUUUAUAAAUGCAAUAAAAAUAGUUAACUUUAAACUUAGCCCUUAUGUUGUUAGUUGGUAACUAAAUCAAUUUUAUAUAUUAUCAAAAAUGUUAUUAUAAAUAUUUUUGUUGAUAACAAUUAUAUACAACAUACCUGUGCUAUUACAAUAAAAUCAUAUUUAUAAAAAGAGUUAUAUAGUUUACAUGAUAUGAGCCAAAGAGAAUUUGAAAUAGAGGUGGAUUGUUAAAGAAAACCUUUUAGCCACAGUAAAAUUUACUGCCAUCUUUCGACACAUGAUUGAAACUUUUAGAACACCAUUUGGAUCCUUAUUCUUUCACUGAUAUGUGUUAAAUUUGUUAAAUAUCAAAAAGUGGCGCCAUCUAAUAGAGCAAAGGCCAAAGGUAUGGCUUCAUUGUUUCGAGCGAUGGCGCCACAACCUUUAGCAAAUGCCCGGAAAAAUGGCGCCACUUUUUGAUAUUUAACACAUCAGUGAAAGAAUAAGGAUCAAAGUCAAAUGGCGUUCUAAAAGUUUUAAUUAUGUGUCGAAAGAUGGCAGUAAAUUUACUGUGGCUACAAAAUUUACUUUGACAAUCCACCUCUUUUUCAAAUUCUUUUUGAUAUGAACACAUAUAGGUAAUUAUUUUGUACAGUCAAAAGAUUUGCGACCCAUUUUGUACCUUGUCAGUGACAAUAAUAUGACGUCUCUAGCGACUUUCAUGUUGUCAAUGCGACAAGGUACGAAAUGGGUCAAACAAUACCAUUCACAUUUUUGACAUGUCAUGCGUUCUCAUAAUCUUUAUUAUCGUUCGUGCCGAACCAAUCUGUGUAUAUUUUUGAACAUUAGUCACAGAAAGGAAACUCUUGUACCUGCAAAUCUUCAGAAAAUUUGCGUUUGUACGAGACAAUAGUAGACAAUUUCAUGGAAUGCUCCGUACAUGAUUCUCACUGGCCCAUUUAAAAAUAUUAACCCUGUAUACUUGUUAAAAGGUUAGCAAUGAAACUAAAUAUUAUUUGCAAACAUUUAUUGCGAACUCCAUUUUGAAAGUGGAAGACGCGACUACGCUUACGCUUAACUUAACAAUAUGUGCUUUAUCCUCAACAAUACCUACAAUUCUCCAGUAAAAACUGUUUAAAAUUGCUAAAAUACAUUCAGCUACAAUUAUUAAUAAUAAAUUCCAUGUCGAACA